AGAGAGAGUUGUGAUAUAUACCAUAGCUAGCUAGCCAUGAAUUCACCAACGAAUGUUUCUCGCACUUUUUAUUUGGCCAUUGCUUCUGCCUUGCUAUUGUUUUCGCUAUUAAUGAGUAUGCCUACUAACGCACAAUUAUCUUCUACCUUUUACGACAAUACCUGUCCCAAUGCACUCAACACUAUCCGAACUUCAAUUAGACAAGCCGUAUCACGUGAACGCCGGAUGGCAGCAUCUCUAAUUCGACUCCAUUUCCAUGAUUGCUUUGUUCAGGGUUGUGAUGCCUCAAUCUUACUUAGUGAGGCCGCUACCUCAACGAGUGAGUGGACUGAAGCGCCUAAUGCGGAUUCUACAAGAGGUUAUGAAGUCAUAGAUGCCGCCAAGGCUAAGGUGGAGAAAAUAUGCCCUGAAGUUGUUUCAUGUGCUGACAUACUUGCAGUGGUAAAACUUGGAAGAAAAGAUUCUACCACAGCCAGCCGUGAUCUAGCAAACUCCGAUCUUCCCUUCUUCCGAAGUAACGUCAACCAGCUUAUUGCAAACUUCGCUAGAAAGGGGCUUAGUGCAAGGGACAUGGUUGCCUUAUCAGGGGCACACACCAUAGGACAGGCACAAUGCUUCACCUUUAGCGACCGGAUAAACAGUAAUGGAAGCGACAUUGAUGCUAGCUUUGCUAGCACGCACACGCGUGGUUGCAGGAAUGCAAAUUUAGCGCCUCUUGAUCUAGUGACGCCCAAUUCGUUCGACAACAACUACUUCAAAAACCUAAUUCAAAAAAAGGGCCUUCUCGAGUCGGACCAAACACUUUUCAGUGGAGGACCAACCGACAAUAUCGUUUCGCAAUAUAGCAGAAACCCUUCGACGUUAAUUUAA
This is a messenger RNA of Rhododendron vialii, 870 nucleotides long. Its product is annotated as lignin-forming anionic peroxidase-like. Gene Ontology annotation, molecular function: heme binding; peroxidase activity. Bases 37 to 870 code for a protein of 277 amino acids. The transcript is spliced from 4 exons. Gene Ontology annotation, biological process: hydrogen peroxide catabolic process; response to oxidative stress. Lineage: Eukaryota; Viridiplantae; Streptophyta; Magnoliopsida; Ericales; Ericaceae. The record is from RefSeq and is a predicted model, not a curated record.